GUGUGCUUAAGGCCGUGUUCGCAUACAGCGUUAACGAUGUUCUUUCGAGCUGGUUUUGGCUUGAUCGACAAGGUGUUGUUGAAUUUGUCUCAAGGUCUUGCCGGCUGCUGGGUUCGCAUUUGGUCAGAAGGGUACCUUCGACACCCCUCACCGCUGCUCCUGCGCUUGCUGUGACUGGAGGAUGGCUGUACGUUUGGUGAUCCGAAGUACAUCAUUGGCGCGUACGGUUCAUGCCAAUAUCAAUCUUGCCGACGUCACGAUCCAUCCUCAACAAUCGUCAUACAGCAUUACCAACAGCUUUACGUUGUACAGCAACGAUAAAAUGCAAACACUGUUGGUCAACUUCCAAUGCUGUUUUGCUGCAAUGUAUGAGCGGGCAGGUGUAGCCAGAAUCAACCUUUUGUGCCAAAUACCCUUCUCUCGGGUCCGCUCCAGAAAGCUUAGGUGUCGCCGGGCCACGCUGUUGCUACCCUGGGGGAUCAGACGUGGGAAUCCCUCAUGCUGUUAGUGUGUUCUUCAGUGAUUCAAACAUGUGCGUCCGGCUGUGUUCCUCGGAUUAUUUCUGCUGAAAGAGGAUUAUUGCGUGUCUGGGAUGUCGCCCGACGUCCGCAAGUGGAAAGCGUUCAAUACGAAAAGGCCAUAUAUAUUUGUCUGCGUGAUGGCCGGUGACAAGUGAUAUGGUGCUGGCUGUGGCGACAAGGUCCUCGCGUAGGACGAGAAGAUGUUUGGUGGUGAUAGGCCGAGUACCCGAAAGAGUCUACGAAUCAAAUGCUCGAGUCGGCUUAGGACGUCGCUCCCGAGAGGGAGCACGCGUAAGCGAGGUUCGUGAUUUUUGCACCAUUGCCGUGACAU
Ectocarpus sp. CCAP 1310/34 is the source of this 852-nucleotide messenger RNA. NCBI's taxonomy places the organism in Eukaryota, Phaeophyceae, Ectocarpales, Ectocarpaceae. The record is from the annotation of a GenBank genome assembly.